Messenger RNA from Glycine soja, 1370 nucleotides. Its product is annotated as annexin D3-like. The record is from RefSeq and is a predicted model, not a curated record. The transcript has 6 exons. Gene Ontology annotation, molecular function: calcium ion binding; calcium-dependent phospholipid binding. Gene Ontology annotation, cellular component: cytoplasm. The coding region runs from base 125 to 1087 and encodes 320 amino acids. NCBI's taxonomy places the organism in Eukaryota, Viridiplantae, Streptophyta, Magnoliopsida, Fabales, Fabaceae.
GAAAUUGUUGGAUGAUGCUUUGAGGAGGGAACAACAACUGACACAUUCAAAACACGUGUAAACUGUUUCUAUUACCUUGAGAUUUGUUGUCACUGAAAAACUCACCUAGACUGUCUCAGGGAAAAUGGCUUCAUUGAAACUGCCAGAGGUUGUUCCUUCUCCCACACAAGACAGUGAACGACUCAGAAAGGCUUUCCAAGGAUUUGGGACAGAUGAGAAAGCGGUGAUAUUGGUAUUGGGACACAGGAAUGCUCAACAAAGGAAGAAAAUUGGAGAAACUUAUCAGCAGCUUUACAAUGAAUCGCUUGUCGAUCGUCUUCAUUCUGAAUUGUCUGGUGAUUUUAGAAAUGCUGUAAUUCUCUGGACCUACGAUCCUCCAGAAAGGCAUGCGAGACUAGCAAAGGAUGCAUUGAAGGCUAAGAAGGGGAUUAAACACCUUCAGGUUCUGGUUGAAAUAGCAUGUGCAUCAACUCCUAACCAUUUGGUGGCUGUGAGGCAGGCUUACUGCUCUCUCUUUGAUUGCUCACUUGAGGAGGACAUCAUAGCCUCUGUUGCUCCAGCCCUCAGAAAGCUUUUAGUGAGCCUAGUAAGCUCAUUCAGGUAUGAUAAAGUGGCUGUAAAUUUGGAGGUAGCCAAGGAAGAGGCAUCAAAACUACAUGAAGCUAUCAACAGCAAGCAAUUAGACAAUGAUCAUAUUAUUUGGAUACUUAGCACCAGGAAUCUUUUCCAGCUCCGGGAAACUUUUGCAUGCUACAAUAACCUCUAUGGGAAUACAUUGGAACAGGACAUAAAAAAAUGUGGUAAUGGUGAUUUGGAAUCUCUCUUACAUACGGUGAUAUGGUGUAUAGACUGCCCCGAGAAACAUUUUGCAAAGGUUGUAAGAGAUUCUAUAGUUGGGUUUGGAACCGAUGAAGAUUCCCUCAACAGAGCUAUUGUAACUCGAGCCGAAAUUGAUCUGUUGAACGUCAGAUUUGAAUAUGCUAACGUGUACAAGUCUAGUCUUGAUGAUGAUGUUAUUGGGGAUACUUCAGGGUACUACAAAGAUUUUUUGAUGACUUUGCUAGGGAAAGGUCCAGAUGGAGAGUGAUACAUUAUAACCAACAAGCACUGCUCAUGGUAUUCUAGGAUUGCUUGUAAUCUGCAUUUGAUGGUCUAGACUCUGUAAUAUAUAUGUUGCUCCUUUUUAUUUCAAAAGAAUCAGAAUUCAAGAUUGAAACCAAAACCAUUUAUUUGUUAUUCUGCAUUGACUUUGUGUAGAUUAAUUGUAGCUUGAUGUCUUGGUGUAUAGUAAAUAACAAGGGAUUUAUGAUGUGAAACACAGAAUUUGUAUCUUGGUUGCAAUUAUAAUAUUAUUUUACACAUGCAUAAUA